This is a messenger RNA of Archocentrus centrarchus (flier cichlid), 1505 nucleotides long. RefSeq names its product transmembrane protein 38A (gene tmem38a). Gene Ontology annotation, molecular function: potassium channel activity; identical protein binding. Bases 124 to 1002 code for a protein of 292 amino acids. Lineage: Eukaryota; Metazoa; Chordata; Actinopteri; Cichliformes; Cichlidae. Gene Ontology annotation, biological process: potassium ion transmembrane transport. Gene Ontology annotation, cellular component: membrane. The record is from RefSeq and is a predicted model, not a curated record. The transcript has 6 exons.
AGGCUUUCACUGUCCAGACCAGGGGGGCUUGCUGUGGUGGAGAGUCGGCGGACCGGGUUGGGGGCGCUUCCGAUCCAGACUGCGCAGUUAAAAUUUAAAAACGCAGCUUAUCAGACAGGCAACAUGGACAUCCUGACAGUUCUUAAUUUGGGCGAUCUAGCCCAAGCUUUCUCCAAAAUGGGAAUGUUUCCCGUGUUUGAUCUCGCUUACUACAUCGUGUCCAUCGUCUACCUCAAAUACGAGCCAGGCUCAGUGGAGGUUUCUCGCAGGAGUCCCGUGGCCUCCUGGCUCUGUGCCAUGCUCUACUGUUUUGGUAGUUACAUCCUGGCAGACAUCAUGCUUGGAAGCAGCCCCAUCGACUAUUUCCAGCACAACAGCCACAUCCUGCUGGCCUCAGCUGUCUGGUACCUCAUCUUUUACUGCCCACUGAACCUCUUCUAUAAAUGUGUGACUUUCCUGCCCAUCAAGCUGGUGUUGGUUGCCCUGAAGGAAGUUGUGCGCACUCGUAAGAUCGCCGCAGGGGUUCACCACGCCCACCAUGCCUACCACCAUGGCUUCUUCAUUAUGGUGAUUGUUGGAUAUGUCAAAGGCUCUGGAGUGGCUCUCAUGUCCAAUUUUGAGCAGCUGCUGCGUGGUGUGUGGAGACCCGAGACCAACGAGAUCCUCAGCAUGUCAUUCCCGACCAAAGCCAGUCUCUACGGAGCCAUCCUCUUCACCAUGCAGGAGGCUCACUGGCUGCCAGUGUCCAAGAGCAUCCUCAUUCUCGGCUUCACCCUCUUCAUGGCCACAAGCAAGGUGGUGAUGACCGCCCGGCACUCUCACGGCUCCCCCUUUGCUCUCAUUGAGUCCUGGAUCUGCCAUCUGCUGUUUGGCUCUCCUCUGGGUGUUGGUGAGGAGGACCACCAUCACCCUCCUCCUGCAGUUGCUCCAUCUUCACCUCUCAAAACCAAGGAGGAGCUGAGUGAAGGUGCUCGCAAGAGGAAGGUGAAGAAAGCGGAGUAGGGUGCCGUGCUGCACUAUCAAAACUGCGUCUGAUUCGCCCUCAUGGCCACCGCACGAUCGGACUUCCCAUUCCUUUCUAAGACGAGGGGCAGUUUGAUGUUUUGCCAAGUGAGACCCUUUCUAUUAGAGAAACAUGGUGCUUUCGACAUUUGACAUCACCCGAGGACUCUGUGAAUACCACAGUAAAUGCUUGACACCCAACCUGGACUUUUGAAACCUAUUUAUUUAUGUGUCUGUGAACAUCUGCAUCUGUGCAACACUGUGUGGUGAUCCACACUCAGGGGCAGCAGGGUGCCCUUAGGACAGCUUUUGUUCCUCAUCAGUAGCUGUGUUAUGAGGUGAAAAUGGUUUUCUUUUAGGUCACCAAACCUUAUUUCCGCUAAAGAUGCAGCAGUAAAUGUAAAUUAAAAUCGCCUAUCAAUCAGAAAUUCUAAUGUGAAUGAAGUAUUAUGUGAAAGAACAUUGAUGAUUUUUACACUGAGAAAAGAACAAAUCAAUAUCUU